Molecule: messenger RNA, 3761 nt
Organism: Taeniopygia guttata (zebra finch)
Lineage: Eukaryota; Metazoa; Chordata; Aves; Passeriformes; Estrildidae
Gene: PWWP3A
Product: PWWP domain containing 3A, DNA repair factor
Source: RefSeq, a predicted model, not a curated record
CACCCCCCACCGGCCACCCCGGGCCUUAGAGCGGGGCCCGAGGGGGACACGAGGCUCCGGGAGCUAUCACCGGCAUCGGCGUUCUGUUUGGGAGUCCCGCCCGUCCUCUGACCGUGCGAACGCCGCGAUCCCGGAGCCGCGGCCAUCCCAGCACCUGGACCUUAACAUCUUGGCAUUGCCCUUUUCCACGUGAAGAUCAGCCAUGACUGACCAAGAGUUGGUUCUCUGCAAGUGGAAGAGGCGUUUGUGGCCAGCUAAAGUUUUGUGCAAACCUGGAGUUGCCGGGAGCAGUCCUGUUGCCGCCACAAAAAAGAUGGGAUUUAAAGCUGAAAUCCUUGGCUUGGAGAAGCAAGUCAGUGUGAGCUCUGCAAACGUGGUUCCCCUGACAGAGGAGCAGAUCAAGGCCAUCGCCUCCACCCUGGAGCAAAAGACGAGCAUGAGUGAGGCCGUGGAGGAGCUGCAGUAUCGCUGUUCCCUUAAAAUUGCCCUGGAUAUUCUCCAUCAGACUGACUCCUGCAGUGAAAUGCCACCUGCAGAAGGACCAAAUCCCGAAUUUUCCCGGGAGAAAUCUGCUCCACCCACCCCCUCCCAUGGCUUCUUUUUGCGCUCUCGCUCUAAAAAGUCGGAACCUGAGGCUGCCAAGAGGAAAAAAAAAACCCAGAAUAACUGUGGGCUGAAGGAUGAGCCCAAGGCACGCAGCCAGGGAGGUUCUGUGGCUCCAGAGGGGAGGGGAAAAGCACCUGGAAGUGGCACAAACCCUGCCAGGGACUCGAAUGUGGCACCUGACAGCCACAACUGCAAAAAACCGGAACCAAAAUCAUCACCCAGGCAGAGGAAAAUCCAGCCCAAAAUGGGGGAUGGAGUCUCCUGUAAGCCAGAGGCUGGAAGAAGUCAGCAAGAAAGGAAAAGAAGAUGUAGGGAUGAUUCCCCCCAGGAUCAAGCACAGGUGGCUCCUGAGGAGGGGUCUCCCUCUGUCCCCUCUAAAUCUGGCACCAUGGAACCUUCCAGAAAGACAGGAACUCAGCCUGGGAGAGCGUUCCUGGAUUCCUGCUGUGAAACUGCCUCGGAUGAGUUGGAGAAAAGCAUCAGCAGCGAGAGUGAGAGCCUGGCAAAGCAGCUGGAUGGGAGGAGAGAGGCAGAGGCUGGAAAACACCUGGAUGGGGCAGGUGUGGCCUCAGGCACAGACAGGAAAUGCAGGAACCACUCUGGAUCCUCACCUGGGCCUUCUGGUGCCUUCCCUCAGCCUCAGGAGGAGGAAAACCAGGAUCCCUCACAUCUGGCUGGGAAUAAAGCCCCUGACUCCGAGGAAGACGAAGGGCUGGAACCCUCUGGGAUGUCUUCCAGGAGAGUUUCCUCGGAGAGCCUCCCUCCACUCUCACCUCUGUCCGAUGAAGAGGAGGAACAUUUCCCGAGCGUUCUGUCCCAUCGAGAACCCAAAUUCUUCGAGGAAGGCAUGUUGGUGUGGUGCAAGCUACGGCGGUAUCCAUACUGGCCAGCUGUGGUGAAAGCAGUGAAGAGGAAGCACCGGAGGGCCUGUGUGCUCUUCAUAGAUGGCACCACAAAUGAGAAGAAGAAAGGUUUCUCAGUGUCUCUGAAGAGCCUGAAGCACUUUGACUGUGGGGAGAAGCAGGAGCUCAUUGAACGGGCCAAGGAGAACUAUUCCAGGGAAAUCGAGUGGUGCCUCCAGCUGAUCCUGGACUACAGGAUCCGAGUGGGCUGUCAUUCUUUCACCGGGUCCUUCCUGGAGUAUUUUGCUGCUGAUAUCAGCUACCCAGUGAGGAAGGAGGGAUACCAGAGUGUGGUGCAGAUGGCAUUCCCAAACGCAGGGGAGGAAGGCGCUGGACAGUCUUCCUCGGACACCUCCCCCCAGAAACCCCCGAGGAGGCUCCUCCCUGACAGGACCAGAGCUGCCAGGGACAGGGAGAACAAGAAGCUGGUGGAGUUCAUAGUGAAGACCAAAGGGGCUGAAGAGCAUCUCCUGGGGAUCUUGAAAAGUGGGAAACAAUCCCGCUGGCUGAAGAAAUUCCUGAAUUCCAGCCGGUACAUGACCUGUGUGGAGACUUACUUGGAGGAUGAGGAGCAGCUAGACCUGGUGGUUGGGUACCUGAAGGAGGUCUACAGGGAGAUGGACACCAAGAACCUGCACCAGAUCCUGGGGGAUGGCAUCAGAUUCAUCUUAGAUGUGCUUUUACCUGAGGCCAUCAUCUGUGCCAUUGCUGCCGUGGAUGACAUUGAUUAUGAGAAGGCAGAAGAGAAGUACAUUAAAGGACCACCUGUGAGCAAAAGAGAGAGAGAAUUGUUUGAUGAACAAGUCCUGGGAAGCAAAAAGCUGAAGAUGGAGGCAGAGCCUGGGGAGAGCUGAGGAGUGGCCGGGGCUGUCCUGGGGCCAGGUGUAGCUGACCAAUGUGAUUUGUAUAAAACGUGGCAUUCUUUGUAAAGUCUGUGUGCAUAUUCCCACCUGCUCUGCUCCCAGCCCCAGCUGGCUCUCAGCCCUUGCUGCUUCCCGUGGCCUCGCCGUGUUCAGGAUCCAUCCGUGCCCUCCUGGGGGGCUGCCAGAGCCCCCCAGAGCUGUGCAGAGCUUCUGCUGCUCCACCAGCUUCCACGUGGGUUCUGUCAGCCAAACACCCGACUUGGGAAGGGAUCUCCUCCUGCUUUGGUGGUGCCUCUGCUCCUGAGCAAACCAGGGGGUUCCUGGCAGGGAAAGCUCCUGGGGGUUCCCCUUCCUGCCUCAUGGAUCUCCAGGGGUGGGAAAUGAGAUUGGUGCCCAGAGCUGCCACCUGCAUCGCAAAGAUUUGGGUUCUUGUUUUGUCAUGACAAGUAGAAUUCCAUGGAGAAGGAAUCUGUGUUUGCCUAAAUAAAAACAUUCCCUUUUCCUCUAACUGAACCAGUGGAAUGCUGGUUUAUUGCCUCUUCUGAGGCUGUGAAUUUUGGGAGGCUUUUAAUUGUCUUUUUCUCAUCUAAAUUCCCAAUUUAAUCCUGCCCAGCUCCCUGCUCACGUUUGCUGGAGCUGUGACACAUGGAAGCAGUGUCACCAAGAACUAAUUAAUGAUGAAUAAUGAUAAAUGAUACAUAAAACCCCCUGAUUAGGGUUUCUCUGUGAUAAUGAAAUGUGAUCUCCUUGCUUGUCCAGUAAAACCCAAGAUGAUUUGAGAUGAAGAAGUUGAAAUUGGGAUCCAGAUGUCUAUCCUGGUUUUAGUAAUUAUCUGAAUAUAUUUUAAUUACACUUUUAAUUGCUCUGUGCUCUCUAAUGAGUUUUUCCAUGGAAUCCUUAUUCCUGUUAUCUCAAGUACCUCAAUUAUAGGCACGGGCUGGGAAGUGAGGGUUUUAUUAAAACCUGUGAGGAGGGAUAAUGAAUUCUGUGGGACAGGAUAAAAAAAUUAAUAAUGGAGUUAACUCAGAGCUGUGAGUGGCACUUUCCCUUUGGAGAUGAGAGGCUGGGGAGGGACUGCCUGUCCCUCAUCCCAUUGCUCUGGGGUAAUUUGGAGAUUGGGCUCAACUUCCACCUCCUUUACAUGAACCCAGCGUUCCCUUCUCCAUCAAAACUCUUUGGGAUUCUGCCAGCCGUGGGCAGGAACACCUCCCACUGCCCCUGGGUGCUCCAAGCCCCUCCAGCCGGCAUCGGGCACUUCCAGGGAUAAUCCUGACCUUGUCCCACCCCCUUCCAGCGCUGCCCCAGCGUUUACUCACUGGUUCUGGCACCAGCCUCAGCCGUGUACAAAUGAAGUGGACUUAAUAAAGUGGGAUGAAGUGAGUCGUCAAAA